This is a messenger RNA of Plasmodium gallinaceum, 327 nucleotides long. RefSeq names its product 60S ribosomal protein L30e, putative. Gene Ontology annotation, cellular component: cytosolic large ribosomal subunit. NCBI's taxonomy places the organism in Eukaryota, Apicomplexa, Aconoidasida, Haemosporida, Plasmodiidae. Gene Ontology annotation, molecular function: RNA binding; structural constituent of ribosome. The record is from RefSeq and is a predicted model, not a curated record. Bases 1 to 327 code for a protein of 108 amino acids. The transcript is spliced from 2 exons.
AUGGCAAAAAAAUCAAAAAAGAGUGCGGGUGAUAAUAUCAACGCAAAAUUGCAACUUGUUAUGAAAUCAGGGAAAUAUCAAUUUGGAAGAAAAUCAUGUUUAAAAGCUUUAAGAACAGGAAAAGGAAAAUUAGUAAUUGUUAGUAGUAAUUGCCCACCUAUUCAGAGAAGUGUAAUUGAAUAUUAUGCUAUGCUUUCAAAAUGUGGUGUUCAUGAUUAUCAUGGAGACAAUAAUGAUUUAGGAACUGCUUGUGGUAAAUUAUUUAGAAUUAGUUGUUUAGUUAUAACAGAUGUAGGUGAUUCAGAUAUAAUUAAAACAAAUGAAUAA